Messenger RNA from Letharia columbiana, 597 nucleotides. RefSeq lists its product as uncharacterized. Lineage: Eukaryota; Fungi; Ascomycota; Lecanoromycetes; Lecanorales; Parmeliaceae. The record is from RefSeq and is a predicted model, not a curated record. The transcript has a single exon. The coding region runs from base 1 to 597 and encodes 198 amino acids.
AUGACAUCUCCCUCCCUCGAUAAUGACAGAACUGUAAAAGCAGAGCUAAUUGCUCCCAUACCAACCCCGCAUUGGGGCGCACAAUCCGGAGCCGCUUUCACAGUCCGCGCAACAACCACCAUCGACGCCCGACCUCAACCUGUGCUCGAUGCUCUUUUGGGCACUUCCACCUGGCCGCAUUGGAACAACUUCGUCCCUCGAGCCACCCUCUCCAACCCUUCCAGAGACUCCGAUGAUCCCAGUCGACUGCAUCCUGGCACGCUGUUCACGGAACACGUCGACAUGGCCGGUCGCGGCAGAUCUACGAUUGUCAAGAUGAAGCUGCUCAUGACCACCCUCGACGAGGUGAAUGAACCGGAUAAGAAAGGCUUCAAGGUGGUCUGGCUUGGCAAGGGGUAUCCGGACUGGGCGCUGAGGUCGGAGAGGGUGCAUGAGAUCUACGCAGAGGAAGGCGGAGGAGGAACUGUCUAUGAUGUCUACGAGACUUUCAGCGGGCCCCUAGCUUGGGCUGUGAAGAUCUUCGUAGGGAGGACGCUUGUGAAGAGGUUUGGGCAGUGGAAUGGGGAGUUAAAGGCGUAUUUGCAGGGGAAAUGUUGA